Molecule: messenger RNA, 1326 nt
Organism: Cimex lectularius (bed bug)
Lineage: Eukaryota; Metazoa; Arthropoda; Insecta; Hemiptera; Cimicidae
Gene: Rheb
Product: GTP-binding protein Rheb homolog
Exons: 5
Coding region: 576-1124 (182 amino acids)
Biological process (GO): small GTPase-mediated signal transduction
Cellular component (GO): plasma membrane
Molecular function (GO): GTPase activity; GTP binding; GDP binding
Source: RefSeq, a predicted model, not a curated record
CCUGCCCUCAAAUGCUAGGUUUUGAUUUUUGAGCGUGUUCAUCUGUGCUCCGAUCUGGUUCCGAGGCCCUUAGACACAGCACGUAGGGAUUUUGUGCCCGUCCCCGAAUAAAAUCGCCUUUUUAAUCUAGGAUAGUUUUUCGUGUAAAUUUCUUCGACGCGAAACGGUUUCGAGCUCGGGCCGAGGGUCAGAGUGAAAAUCGGCUCGCGCCGUCUCAGCGAUGGGCGAGGCGGACGGCGGAUUUCCCUCAUCAGCGGCGGAGUCGGGGAAAUCGUUCCACCUCCCCCGUGGGCCGGAAUAAAAUCCUAAAACCGGGGGGCGAAAUUACGAGAGGGUCCUUCGAAAUUGUGCAAUUUCAAGGCGUCAGGGGAUUCGUGGGUCCGUCCUUCGGCCGACUGCGACGAGAUAUCUCCUCCUUCGGCUUAACCUCAACUCCCGAAUCAGUCAGUGUUUCGAUACGCGCGGUGGUGCAGGCGGAGCGAGAUCGGUCGUUUAUGCGUUUUCAGGCUUGGAUUUGAUGGAAGAAGAGGACAAGAGGCCCUGAACAACGACACCGAGGAUAGGAACGAUUUGAAAUGCCUCCCAAGCAAAGGAAAAUCGCUAUCAUGGGCUACAGAUCCGUAGGCAAAUCUUCCCUGAGCAUCCAGUUCGUCGACGGGCAGUUCGUCGACUCGUACGACCCUACGAUAGAAAAUAUUUUCACAAAAACGACUAGAGUGAAGAGCCAGGACUACGACCUGAAGCUGGUCGACACGGCCGGACAAGACGAAUAUUCGAUAUUUCCGGCUCAGUACUCGAUGGACGUCCACGGCUACGUCCUCGUCUACUCGAUCACGUCCUCUAAGUCCUUCGAGGUGGUGCAGAUAAUUUACGACAAACUGCUCGACAUGAUGGGGAAAAUUCAAGUUCCAAUAGUGUUGGUCGGUAAUAAAACGGAUCUUCACAUGGAGAGGAUGAUCAGUUCAGAUGAGGGAAAAAGACUGGCGAUAUCCUGGAAGGCGGCUUUUCUGGAGACUUCGGCUAAACAAAAUGAGUCAGUUGCGGAUGUGUUCCAUACAAUGCUAUUGGAAAUAGAGAAAGCCAACGGCAACGUGACCGACAAAGGAAACUGCACACUCUCUUGAACCCAGGGGGAAGCAUAUUCGUAUAUAUUUAUGAGGGCGAAACGGUGCAUAAUGGAAAAAAAAAUUAUGAGCAGAUGAUUGACAUCCUACAAUAAUGGGUAUUUGUCUUUAAAAACGAUGAGUGCCAUUUAACUUGAACAAGUAAAAUUAAUUAAAAAAAAAAAAUUAAUAGAGAGAUUUUAAAUAGCUCAAGUAAAAUAAA